AUGCCAGAUGUAAUCAGGAAGGAAUCAAAGGUUGUUGAUUUUUUAUUGGAUCCCCAGUCUUUAUGGCAUCUAUAUCAUGCUAAUGAUGCGGAGAAAGUGCGUAAAUUUCUCUAUGAACAUCAUGCUCAACAAUUAGGGAUCUCCGUUGAAGAGGUUAAGAGUGGAUAUGAUGAUCCAAUUCAUGUGACAAGAACUUACAUUGACGUUGAGAAGAGAGAAAAACUGCGCAAAGAAUAUGGGGUGAAAGGCUAUGAGAUUAGACAGAAACCUGGAGAACCAGUUUUCAUACCUGCGUACACAGCACAUCAAGUUUGUAAUCUAGCAAAUUGUAUCAAGGUAGCUGCCGACUUUGUUUCACCCAUAUCAAUUGAGAAAUGUAUGAAGCUUAAAGAAGAGUUUAGGGAACAAUUGCGUGAACAACCCAAACCUUGGAAAGGCGAUGUUUUGCAAAUGGAACAAAUGCUUCUUUAG
Molecule: messenger RNA, 471 nt
Organism: Melampsora larici-populina 98AG31
Lineage: Eukaryota; Fungi; Basidiomycota; Pucciniomycetes; Pucciniales; Melampsoraceae
Exons: 5
Coding region: 1-471 (156 amino acids)
Biological process (GO): regulation of transcription by RNA polymerase II
Cellular component (GO): histone deacetylase complex; chromatin
Molecular function (GO): transcription coregulator activity; chromatin DNA binding; histone H3K9 demethylase activity
Source: RefSeq, a predicted model, not a curated record